AUGUCUAUCUUUUUAUCAACGGCCUCGUCGUUGUCCAACAGUGACUCUGUCCCAGGAGUAACUCUGGAUGUCCUUGUCGACCAGCUCACCAUCCCUGAUUACAUCAAUACCUUUGAGCAAAUCACCCGCACCAAAGUCUUUCUCAUGAUUUACCGGAAAUUCCUUCGACCCCGCGAACUUUUGGAAAUGUUCAUCGAACGAUUCGAGGAGUUGGGCGAGUUUGUCGAUGACGACGAUGAAGAAUCCAAGAACACCCGCCUCAGGAUUUGCGCAUGUCUGUACUACUGGCUCAAAAACCACCCUAAUGACUUGAUCCACCGUCAGACAAGACAGCGUGUCGCCUCCUUCCUUAGGGAGCGUGUCGCUCUCUUCCCAUGCCUGAGCGAGAUCUAUUCAGAGCUGUUACCGCUCUCCUCAAUCCACUACUUCAAUACAUGGCGCUGGCCCCAGGCUGACCACAACCCCGAUUCAAGGAGCUCGUCGUUUUCAGGACCCAUUCUCAACGGAUCGAUCUCGGAUGAAGAUUACGAUUCCGGAUUCUAUGAUACCGCAGCUACCCACUCUGAGCAGGACAUGGAUGAGGACAGGGAGUGGGGUCUCUUUGACGAGGAUGAAGCUGCCCCAGAUGCCAAAGUCUCGUUGACAACGGAGAGUCUUGCUGUGCCCUUCUCGUCCAGCAGUGUUGGCGCUGUCAGCAUUGGAGCCAACACUGGCGUGAACGUCGGAAACAACACCAGUCGCCUUCAGGCUCCGUCUUUCACUCCGUUACCUCGCGACCGUCGCUCAAGUACUGGAUCUCUUGCGCAUCAUAACAGCUCCCCCUGUGGCAUGGAAGCCUUUGUCGCCAAUCGUCGAGGCUCGGCUUCGUCCGUGUCGUCCAGUCAGUGUCACACCCCCAGCAAUCUUUUGGGUCUUGGAGCUUCUGGCAGCUUUGCAGAAGGAUACAUGACCCCUCUUCAGCUUCAGCCUAUGACUCCGAUUCCGUUCAUCAACAAGCGUAGCAGCAGCCAGGCGUAUCGUCAAAAGGUUCAACAGCAACAACAACAACAGCAGCAGAGAAACAUAUCGCCCGUGCCUCCGUUACACCAAGGAAUGGUUAGCACUGGAUCGAAUGCAGCUCUUGUGUUCAAGGACACGGUGGACGAGCCUGUUGGUGCUGGUGGUGUUCACCCACUUCAAGGAAAGGCGAACCCAUUGCCCUCACCUCCUGUGGAUUAUUUGGCGAUGAACAUGUCGUUUCUUGAAAUCCCUGAAGGAGCUAUUGCUGCACAGCUUACUUGCAUCGAGUUUUUACUCUUCCGAAAGCUCAAGCCAAGAGACAUGCUGCGCCAGGUCUGGAAGACAAGCAAGGGAUCGGCAGCGUUCCAAGCAUGCAUCGCCCAUUUUAACUUUAUAUCGUCUUGGGUCGGUACCAUGAUUUUGUCGCAGGCCAAGGUCAAGAACAGGGCCAAGAUGAUGGAAAAGUUCAUCUCCGUUGCCAAGCUACUACGCGACAUGGGAAACUUCAACACGACCAUGGCGAUUAUUGGGGCGAUGAACACAUCGUCGAUUCAUCGCUUGAUGCAGACACGCGAGCUGCUGCGGGGUAAGGAGAUCUGGUCCACAUUCAAGGAUCUCGAGCGCCUGAUGAGUUCUGAGCGUAGUUUUUUUGAAUACCGCGCUGCCCUCAAAGCCCAGAAGCUGCCAUGCAUUCCCUACCUCGGCGUUCAUUUGGGAGACUUGUUGUCGAUUAGUGAGGGCAACAGGGAUUUCCGUCAGGAUGGGUCGAUCCACUGGCAAAAAUUUUGUCUGUUGACGGAGGUGAUCUCGACGGUGAUGCACUUCCAGAUUGAGCCCUACAUGAUCCAGCCAGACCCCUUCAUCUCCCGAGCCAUCACAGAUACUCAUGUUUUGGAUGAUGAGGAGAUGUACACAAAGUCUGUGGGUGCUGAGCCCGGAAAGCUGCAUCACUCGAGAAGCCUGAGCAAGUUCAACUUUUUCUGA
This is a messenger RNA of Linnemannia hyalina, 1983 nucleotides long. Lineage: Eukaryota; Fungi; Mortierellomycota; Mortierellomycetes; Mortierellales; Mortierellaceae. The record is from the annotation of a GenBank genome assembly.